This is a messenger RNA of Silurus meridionalis, 1210 nucleotides long. Its product is annotated as retinol dehydrogenase 13-like. The transcript has 7 exons. NCBI's taxonomy places the organism in Eukaryota, Metazoa, Chordata, Actinopteri, Siluriformes, Siluridae. The record is from RefSeq and is a predicted model, not a curated record. Gene Ontology annotation, molecular function: oxidoreductase activity. Bases 123 to 1145 code for a protein of 340 amino acids.
AAAAAAAAAAACAAGCGCGUUGAGGUGACCGAGCGCCGUGAUGUUUCCUUGCUAACGUGUUUAGCUGAUAAUUUUUAGUUUUGUUUCAGUUCGGUGAGUUUAUUUGAUUAAAUGUACGAGAUAUGAGUAGAUACGUUCUUCCUGCGUCCAUAUUCGGCACUGUUUUUGGCUGCGCUGUCCUGCUAAAAAACCAUGUGACCGGAGGCUCCUGCCCGAGUAAAGCCAGGAUCCCUGGGAAGACGGUGGUUAUAACCGGGGCCAACACCGGCAUCGGAAAAGAGACGGCCCGAGAGCUGGCUAGGAGAGGAGGACGGAUUAUUAUGGGAUGUCGGGACAUGGGAAAGUGUGAAGAAGCAGCCCGCGAGAUCCGAGGCUCCACCCUGAACCCUCACGUUUACGCCAGACACGUGGACCUGGCUUCAAUAAAAUCUGUACGGAGAUUCGCCGAGGAGAUUAACCGGGAAGAGGACAGAGUGGACAUUUUGAUCAACAACGCUGGGGUGAUGAGAUGUCCUCCAGGGAAGACGGAGGAUGGAUUCGACAUGCAACUUGGAGUCAACUACUUGGGCCAUUUCCUCCUGACCAAUCUGCUUCUGGAUAAGCUGAGAGACUCCGCCCCUAGCCGAGUGAUCAACCUAUCAUCUUUGGCGCAUGCUGUAGGCGAGAUUGACCUCGAGGACCUCAACUGGGACAGGAAGAAAUUUAACACGAAGAAGGCGUAUUGUCAGAGCAAACUCGCAGUCGUACUGUUCACCCGAGAGCUCGCACGCAGACUGGAGGGCACCGGGGUUACGGUCUCCGCCCUGCACCCUGGAGUCGUCGCCACAGACCUGGGCAGACACACGGGCAUGCACCAGUCCCACUUCUCCAGCACCGUACUUAGUCCAGUCUUCUACCUGCUGACCAAGUCGCCCGAACUCGGCGCCCAACCCGGCGUCUACCUUUCCGUUGCCGAGGAGCUGGUGGGCGUGAGCGGGCGCUACUACGACGUCAUGACGGAGAAAGACCCCGCCCCUCAGGCUCUGGACCAGGAAACGCCGAUCAAACUGUGGGACAUCAGCGCAUCUUUAGUGGGUUUAGAGACCACUGUGUCUCCACCCGAGAAAACGUUCAGGCGCGCUCCUCCGAGCUCGCCGUCGCUAUGACGACCGCGCAAGACCCGGGUUUCUGCUCCUGGGUUCGCUAAUAAAAGUUUAUAUUCAAAACAAAA